CGGGAGCAGAGCCCCAGCGGUGCUCAGGUGAGCCGUGCUCGCCCCUCCUCCUGCUCUUGGCACAGACCUCCAGAACAGAUGCUGUUUGAAAGAAUGGAAUACUGGUCACAAUGUGGAUGCAGGGAGACCAGCCAGGAGGCUGAUAGAAUAAUCCAGGAGAAAGAUGAUGGUGGCUUGGCUCAAAGUGGUGGCUUUGGAAACAGAAGUUUUUUGAGAUCAAGUUACAUAAGAAGGGUACCUUAGAUGAUCUCAGAAAGGGGGACACGAUGACUAUGAUGGCUCACCAGUCCUCUUCUUGGAUCUUCGUCAAUGACAGAACAUUCCUUACUGGGGAACAACUUAAUUCUUUAUUGAAGACCUAUAACAUUUUUUAUGAGAACCAGGAAAAUCUGCAUAUUUCCUAUGGACAGACUGAAGAUGAUACACUAAUUGUUGAAGGAAUGUUGGACAUUUGCUGGGGAGUAAAACGGCCUAUACAGCUGAAAAUACAAGAUGAGAAACAAAUCCCUUCUUUUACUAUGAAGUCACCAGAUGGCUUUUCCAAAAUGGGAAUGACACGCUGGGGAGAAUUUGAUGAUCUUCAUAAUAUUAGUGAACUGGACAAGACCCAGAUUCCAGUGCCUGAAUCAAUGAAUCCCCAGGAAGAUUAUUUAUCUUAUCACAGCAGCACUCUGAAGCCUCUUGAAGAUGAAGAGCCAAAACCUCCAUUGCUCUAUAGAACCAUGAGUGAAGCAGCUCUGGUGAGAAAAAGGACGAAGCCUCCAAUGAUGGACAGAAAAGACAGACAGAGACAUAGAGCCUCUAUUAACGGGCACUUUUACAACCAUGAAACAUCCAUUUUCACUCCAGCCUUUGGAUCAGAAACUAAGGUCAGAGUAAACAGUAACAUGAACACUGAAGAAGUAAUAAAGCAACUUCUUCAGAAAUUCAAGAUUGAAAACAGUGCCCAGGAUUUUGCGCUUUACAUUCUUUUUGCAACAGGAGAAAGGAGACGGCUAAAGAAGACAGACAUUCCACUACUGCAUCGACUCCUUCAAGGACCUUCCAAAGAGAACGCUCGCAUUUUCCUCAUGGAUAAAGAUACCGAGGAAAUUAGCAGUGAUGUGGCUCAGUACAUUAACUUUCAUUUUUCCCUCCUGGAAUCUAUCCUUCAAAGAUUAAAUGAGGAAGAAACAAGAGAGAUUCAAAGAAUAACAACAAAGUUCAGUACAGAAAAGGCUAUUAUACAGAAAUAUCUUCAAAGGAAACAGGUAGUAAAAACAGAGACGACAGUUUAGUAGUACAGGCCACUCUUGCUAAAAAACUUCAACAAAAUCAGAGGGAUGUUAUUGUAUGAGUGCCCACAUCCUGUACUUGCAUUCAUACAAAUAUAUAUGAACUUGAGUCUGCAGAAGACUGAAUAUUGAAAAAGCUUGUCUCUCUUCAAGAUGACGAGGUUAACUCGGAUUCACAGUUGGACUGAGAUGAGCUUGAAUUUAGUUUCAGUAACUGAAAUAAGCUUGGAUACUGUGUAUUCCAAAUAGUCUUUAUAGUGAAACACUCAAUGAACUGGAAUUUAAAUGGUGUCUUCAAUAUGAUACAGUUUAAACAUCUCUUAGCCUGAACUGUCAAGAGAACUGGAAUAUCAACCAUCAACUCUCAGAAAUGAUUCAGAAGUAAAAGCUGCCAGCUCUUGAAAUAAAACAGAAGCAUAUUCUUACCCCACCAAGAAAUCUGAUCGUAACAGUGUCUUAUAGCUCUUUGAAAAUUCUAGUAUUUUCAUAAAGUCCAGGGCUGUCUUUAUGUAGUAGGUGACUUUUGGCUAUCUGUAAUGUCAAAACUAUUGGUCCUUUGGGAAGGAAAAGCCUGUGCACUCUGUUAAGAAAUCCAAAUUGUAAUUUUCUCAAUCUGAGCCUUCCCCCUUUUUUGCUCUGUUUUACUGAUGACUUUCAAAAAUAUUCUCAAAGGUUUUUUUAGGUCAGUUAAACUAGUUUAUUUUUCCAAACAUACAUACCACGGAGACUUAACAUUUAAUCAGCUAUUAAGCCCAGACUUGGUCUGCAAUAACCAUUGUUAGUGAAUGAGUACAAAGGACAAUGCGGACCUAUUGCAGCUGAAGCUGGGCAAGGGCUCUAGAGUGCUGCUCUUUUUCUUCAAGACGUCUUAUUCUAUAAAACAAUGCUUGAGGUAUUUACAAGUUGGUAAACCAAUUUGAAAAAAAAAAAAUCUGAGAAUGCCGCAAGUCUCAUUUGUGAUUUUAUUUAUGAACUCUGUGUUAAAUGGAGUUGUAUGCAGCUUGCUUCCAUUCUGUGAACUACUUCUAUUUGCAUUUUUCAUACACUUGUGUUAAACUGUUUGAAUACAUUACAUGUCCUCUGGGAUAUGGCUGUCUAUACUAAACCCAGUUGGUUUAUGAAACAUUUUCAAAACAAAAGUGUUACUUCUCAGUGUCACCAAAACCUAAACUGGAUGAGAGGAAAAGUGGACCUAGUCAGUCCCAGUAAGUCUGUUUUAUUGUGUAAAACAGAGGCUUGCCUCUUUGUCCUUUCACCUGUCAGUUAGUAAGAGGAUAGGCAAAUAUGACAGUUAAAAUUCAGUGAUGCUACUUAAAAAAAAAACUUAAAGUAGCAUCAAGCACCUUCCAUAAACAUGACAAAAGAUUUAUCUUUAAUCUAUUGAAAGUGCACAGAAUGCAUAAAAAAAAUACCAAGUGUUUGAUAGAAAAAAAAAAAGGCAGAUAACAUGAAAAGUAAAAAGCACAGAAGAGGAAAUGCAAGUGGCUACUAAGUAUAUGAAAAAAGUUGUAUCUUAACAGUGACCAGCUGUAUUAGUCUGUGUCCAAUCAGGAGACAGAAGCCACAUAAUAAUUUAAACAGGGGGUAUUUUAAUACAAAGAAUUAUUAAGUUAUGAUAGGAGAGUAACCAAAAGGUGGAAGGAGAGCCCAAAGGUCAGCCUAGUGCUGAAGAAGAGUGCUCCCAAAAGGAAAAGCUUGGAAGGGGUUCAGAAUUCACUGGAGAAGGUGGGGUUGCAUUCCAUUUCAAGAAGGAGAAGUUGGCUGGCUGCGAACACCAGAGCAGGGCCACAGCCUUAGGGCAAGCAGGAACAGCCUUUGUGAAGCAGGCCACCUGGGGCAGGGGGGCAGGUAUGCAGAGAGCCUUGGUUGGGACUUGGGCUCAGAUCACAUAGGGUCUGUGACGGAAGGUGCCAAGGAAAUGGUUUGAAGGAACAGGAAAGCCAAGACUCCAAGGUACGCACAGAGAAAGAGAGGUGCUGGUGGAAUUGAGAGCUGGAGGAGCCUCCUUUGGAGGAACCCACUACAACUCUGUGUAUAACUUGGUUCUGCAGCAUCUUUCAGGCUGCAUGGAACAAAGGUUGGGCAAGUGGCUCACUAGAUGGCCAGCCCCACAGGGCCCUCUGGGGGAGCAUGUACCAACUUGAGGAGAAGGUGCAGAGAACAAUGAUUUGAGCUAGUCACAGGCCUGCAUUGAGACUCCAGGCUACGCCACCACAAACCCAAUCAAAAAAUUGGAAAAGACGUUGGAGAAAUAAAUGCUAGGGAAAGCUGCACCCUACUGUCAACUAGCACUGCAGAAACCACUCUGGGCAGAGAAAUGGAAAGAAAAAAGUGAGCAUUCUAAGAGCCUGGCCAGUCAGCUCAAAGCAAUCAGGAAAGACCAACUUCCUUCUGUUGAUGUACUAUGUCUCUCCAGUGCCCUCUGCUGACGAGUCAUGGCCUGCAAGCUGCAAAGAAAAUAUAUUUAAAGGACACACCUCCAUUUCACAAAGCUGACACAAAGAAUGAAUUUGGAGCAGAGAGGCAAUAAAAUAACUGGCCUGCCAACAAAACACAAAGUAAAGAAAAGUGAAAUAUACUUUUUGGUCUAUUAAAUUAGUGAAGAUUAAGAAAUGAUAAUAUUAAAUACUCAACAAAUUACAAGAUGGGCUUUCAAGCUACUGAUAGAAAUACAAAUGUACAGAAUUUUUCAAAAACAAUUUAGCAGUAAGUUUAUAUUAUAAUUCUGCUUUUAGAAUCUCAUAUUGAAAUAAUCAGACAUACAAAGACAUUAAGCAAAUAUACUUACUAUGUUCCUAUUUAUUGUUGUUAAAGGAAGUAAAUAGCCUAAAUGUCAAAAAUAGAAAAAAAAGGAUGACAGAAGAAAAGAAAUAUUUACCUAUGGAAUGUUAUGCAGGUAAUAGAAUUGUUUUCAAAUAAAUUUUAAUUAGGGCAAUAAAUUCUCCUUAUGUAUCUAAAUAAGACUAUACAUAAAAAUGUUCCAAAAUAUUUACUAUCCAUAAAAUAUCUGUUUAUAUGUGUAUGAACACUAAUAUUUGUACAUAUAACUCAAAAACCAAAAAAAUGUUAAAUGUGGUUAUGUCUGGAUUAUAGAAUUAUGGAUUGUUCAUGCUUAUAUUUUUCUAUGCGUAUUAAAUAGUCUAUAGUGAACAUGUGUUACUUUUAAAUCAGGAAAUGGGAAAGCUAAGAUUAAAAAGUUACCAAAAAAAGUAGCAAGAAUAUGCAAACAGUUCUGCUAUAUGCAAAAAAGUUCAAAUACAUUAUUUAAAUGAAACAUUAACAUCACUCCAGUGGUAGUUUUAAAAUACAUCCAUAGUGUCUUCAAUAUUCCUCCUUUUGGGAGGACUAACCUAAUCUUCCUCAUCUUGAAAAUGGAUGGACUUAGUGACUCAGUUCUAAUGAAGAGAGGAAAGUGGAAGUGACAGCAUCUAACAUUGGAUACUAGGUCAGGAAGUCACUGUGGCAUCCUCCUUGCUCACUCUCACAGAUCACUGGCUCUGGGCGGAGCCCACUGCCCUGUUCAGAGCAGCCCUGGGGAAGGGCCUACAUGAUGAGAACAGAGACCUCAUCAUUUUGUCAGAGACCUUCUGUCAAAAGCCAACAAGGAAGUGAGGCCUUCCCUCCACAGCCCUAUGAGUGGGCCACGUGAUAGCCCUAGUCAAGACUUCAGAUGAUGACAUCUUUGUCUAAUAGCUAUAACAUCAUGAGAUACCCUGAUCCAGAAACCCCAGCUAAACCCCUCCUGGUUUCCUGAUCCCCAGAAACUGUGUGAGAUAGGAAAUAUGUGUUGUAGUACACUGCUAAAUUUUAUAAUAAUUUGGUGCUUCAAGAUAGAAAAUUAAUACAAUUUCUGAUACAAAA
Messenger RNA from Phyllostomus hastatus (greater spear-nosed bat), 5135 nucleotides. It is a transcript of the gene RASSF6, whose product is annotated as Ras association domain family member 6. Bases 267 to 1277 code for a protein of 336 amino acids. Lineage: Eukaryota; Metazoa; Chordata; Mammalia; Chiroptera; Phyllostomidae. Gene Ontology annotation, biological process: signal transduction. The record is from RefSeq and is a predicted model, not a curated record. The transcript has 12 exons.